CGGCGCUUGACAACCCUGUUUUAGAGCUGGCAACGCUGUGCAAAAUACAACCAGACGCUGCUUUUUACGUGCGGCAAAACGAAAAAUAGCCGAAAAUUGGCAAAAAUAGACAGAGCGAUCGCAUUUCUGUGGCUCGAACGCACUGAUAGGCAAACAAGGAGGAGCGAAGUUGAGCCCGUUGGCAAAUAAACGCGCGCAAACCAGCCGAACAGCGCCACCAUGGCCGAGUAUUUGGCCUCCAUUUUUGGCACAGAAAAGGACAAAGUCAACUGCUCGUUUUACUUUAAGAUUGGCGCCUGCCGCCACGGCGAUCGGUGUUCGAGGAUCCACAACAAACCGACCUUCUCGCAGACGGUGCUGCUACAAAAUCUGUACGUUAAUCCGCAGAAUUCCGCCAAGUCUGCGGAUGGAUCGCAUUUGGUGGCAAAUGUCUCCGAUGAGGAGAUGCAGGAACAUUAUGACAACUUCUUUGAGGAUGUGUUCGUGGAGUGCGAGGACAAGUACGGUGAAAUUGAGGAGAUGAACGUUUGCGAUAAUCUGGGUGACCACCUCGUGGGUAACGUGUACAUCAAGUUCCGGAACGAGGCUGAUGCCGAGAAGGCAGCGAAUGAUUUGAACAACCGCUGGUUCGGCGGCAGACCAGUAUAUUCCGAGCUAUCGCCCGUCACCGAUUUCCGCGAGGCAUGCUGCCGGCAGUACGAGAUGGGCGAGUGCACCCGCUCCGGCUUCUGCAACUUUAUGCACCUGAAGCCAAUCUCUCGGGAGCUGCGACGGUAUUUGUAUUCCCGCCGUCGCCGCGCCCGAUCGCGUUCUCGCUCCCCCCGCUCGCGCCGUUCCCGCAGCAGAUCACGCUCUCCGUGGCGGCGACGUGAUGGUCGAGGCGAUGGAGUUGGUGGCGGAAACUACGGAGGUGGCAGUGAUCGUGGCAACGAUCGCGAUCGUCGCAAGGGUGGCGGUGGUGGAGGAGGAGGCGGUGGAGGUGGCGGCGGCGGCGGAGGAGGAGGCGGAGGUGGUCGCUACUAAUAUCCUGGAUGAUUUUCGAUUCGGUGGCAAUUUAGAGACGAUAUGAUAAAAGAGAGAGAAACGGACAAGCAACUCCAAGUAUCGUGUAUUUUAUUCUCGACGUUCAUUUAUCCUUUUUUUAAAUCUCUUUUUUUUGUAAACGGAGAAGAGUGGAGUAGAGGAGGAGUGGGGUGUUCCACCACCACCUAUGUACAAACCCCCCGCUAUAUACUUUACCGAGCGCCCAUUAGAAUUGUAAUUACUUAUAACACACAUUCGUAAUAAUAAAAUUGAGUAAUACUAUAUACAGAUGACAAA
Messenger RNA from Drosophila ananassae, 1320 nucleotides. It is a transcript of the gene U2af38, whose product is annotated as splicing factor U2af 38 kDa subunit. Gene Ontology annotation, molecular function: pre-mRNA 3'-splice site binding; metal ion binding. NCBI's taxonomy places the organism in Eukaryota, Metazoa, Arthropoda, Insecta, Diptera, Drosophilidae. The record is from RefSeq and is a predicted model, not a curated record. The transcript is spliced from 2 exons. Gene Ontology annotation, cellular component: spliceosomal complex; U2AF complex. Gene Ontology annotation, biological process: mRNA splicing, via spliceosome. Bases 220 to 1023 code for a protein of 267 amino acids.